This is a messenger RNA of Rhopilema esculentum, 555 nucleotides long. The record is from RefSeq and is a predicted model, not a curated record. NCBI's taxonomy places the organism in Eukaryota, Metazoa, Cnidaria, Scyphozoa, Rhizostomeae, Rhizostomatidae.
AAAUUAUCCUUUCUAGACUAUAGUCCUCUAGCUAAUCCUAAUCACUCUUGUGUUCUGGGUCUUGUGGCCUAGUAUCCACGUGCUACAACGAGGUGUACUGUUUUAACUCUGAUGUAAACAUUGUAUAUGCUACACUUUUGUCUUUCAUGAAUUAAUGAAGUUUCUAGAAAGGAUAGGACUUGUUGUUGUUGACAGUAUUUGCUCAGUAAGGAGGUUUAACUUAAGAUCUAUGGCAACCAACAGCUCAGCAAACGAUCAUUCUGUUGCGUUUGUAACGUGCCCGAAUGAGGACGUAGCAAAGAAGAUCGCCAGAGGGCUCGUUGAGAAGAAGCUUGCAGCCUGUGUUAACGUGAUUCCGAGGGUUACAUCAAUAUAUGUUUGGCAGGGCAGUGUGGAAGAGGAUUCGGAGAUUCUUCUUCGGCAGGAACUUGAGAAAUGGACAGACAAGGUCGAUGUUCCCUUGUUGCUGGCUGAAGAUUAAUCACCAGCUGGAUACUGCCUUCUGAAAAUAAAAACAAGAACAAGUAUUGUACCACAGUUAGCAGCCUUUGUUAG